AUGGAUGACGACAGUGGCAGUGAGGGCGAUGAGAACGAUAGCGGGGCGGGUGGGGCGGGCGGUGGGAGCAGCGGCCGUAGGGGAGGAUGGGGAACGGGUGCAGCUGGUCGCAGCGGUGGUGGCCGUCGUAGUGAGGGCGGGCACGGAGCGGGCGGGGAUGGCGGCUGGGGCGCAGAUGGUGGAUAUAACACGGGUGAGGUCGACAGGGCUCGUCGCCGUAAGCGGAAGUCGUGGGCUGGCCCAACGACGAGCCGACGAGACGACAAGGUGCUUCGCUCAGCACACAUUCACAGCGACCAUACGGUCGCCUCGAUCGCCGAAGCGGCAGUCUGGGUGGUCGGGCGUGGUGGGGCGGCCGCCCUUGCUGGCACCUUGAUCAGCAUGCUCGGACCCAACGAUGGACUCUCCUUCGUUCUUAAGAACGUGUCGGGUGGAGGAGCAGCAGCGGCCUCCAAGGGCAAGGACAACCGCAAGCCCCGUGACGAGGCCCGCAUAGACGCCUGCUGGAUGAUGCUUCCAUUCAGCGACGCAAUGAUCGGCUCAAACCAGACCCGCUACAACUCCGACGGCAACCAGAAAGGGUCUAUUUCCAACAACAUCUUCUGGCGAGCCGCGUCGCUCAUCAUCCACCCAAAAGUCAGCACGAACAUCAUCAUCAGUGAGUGUCUCUCGAAAAACAUAUUUGGCGGAAUGCUGUUAAUACACCCCGGGGACCGCGCUGGCGGCGUGUCCACGAAAUGGAAUGAAAUUCGGUGUCGGGAAGAGGAGGGGUGCAAAAAUUGGGGGGCUAUUGCUGAUGCGUCCGCUAUUCAGUGA
Messenger RNA from Ectocarpus siliculosus, 816 nucleotides. The record is from the annotation of a GenBank genome assembly. NCBI's taxonomy places the organism in Eukaryota, Phaeophyceae, Ectocarpales, Ectocarpaceae.